Molecule: messenger RNA, 3559 nt
Organism: Anastrepha ludens (Mexican fruit fly)
Lineage: Eukaryota; Metazoa; Arthropoda; Insecta; Diptera; Tephritidae
Gene: miple1
Exons: 6
Coding region: 506-1066 (186 amino acids)
Biological process (GO): mesoderm morphogenesis
Cellular component (GO): extracellular region
Molecular function (GO): heparin binding; growth factor activity
Source: RefSeq, a predicted model, not a curated record
GUUGCGUUCAGUCCGACGGUAGCGUGCAAAGGGCAUAGUUUGGCAACGCAGAGAGAAGUUAACUAGUUACUUUUCAGCAGAUUUCAAUAAAAAGCCAAUUUAUAUAGUGACAGUUGUGUUGAUUUCAAUCAUUUAACGCCGAAUAUUUCGACCUCAGUCGUCGCGCAUCUUAAACAUUCGGUAUUUAUAUACAUCGCUACGUUGCGAGCCGUUUCUAUUCGCGAGGUGAUUUCAAAAGCGCCUGUCGCAUGUGCUCAAGUACUAACGGAUUUGGAAAAGUGAACAAUUGAACUAUUUGAAAAUCAAAUAUUUCUGGGGUUUGAAGUAAAGUGGUAAAACAAAAACAAGUUUUAUAGCACAGUCGCAGCAGCAGCAAUAAGAGCAAAUAAGGCGCAAAUCAUUACCGCCGUACAUCCUCUCUUACACAUUCAUCACCCAGCACAGUGCACUCACAUCCACACACAUACUUGCACCAAAGCACCGUCGGAGUACUUCGCUGAUCAGGAUGAGACGUUGUCAUUUAAUUGCGCUGUCGAUUGGCGUGUGUGUGGCAGCAUUGGCGCUGUUACCCGCCACCGUUUGCGCCACCACAGAAGUACAGGAGACGCCACUGGCGUUGCCCGUCGCCGAUCAAACACAACCGACCACGGCAACACAGGGUGAAAUUUGGGAAGAAGAUGAUCACGAGAUUUUGAUACGGAACGAACGCGGCACAAAGAGCGAUGGUCUCUCCUGCCGUUAUGGAAAAAAUCCAUGGACUGAAUGUGACCAGAAAACCAAUACACGCUCACGAACGUUGACAUUGAAAAAAGGCGAUCCGGCAUGCGAUCAAACGCGAACCAUACAAAAGAAAUGCAAAAAAGCCUGUCGAUAUGAGAAGGGUUCCUGGUCUGAGUGUGCUACCGGUCAAAUGACACGCGCUGACAAAUUAAAGGUGACUAGCGAUCCAUCGUGCGAAGCAACACGUGUCAUCAAGAAAAAUUGCAAACCUGGCAAAUCCAAGGAUAAGAGCGCCAAAGAGCAACGCAAGAAUAAGGAAAAAGGUGUACGCAAAGCACGCGCUUAAGUCCCCAACAACACACUACAAACCCAGCGAACAGUUUCAAUUUCAAUUCAAGAGAUAUAAAACUGAAUUAACUGAGACAGAAUGCAACAUAAAACGCAUACAAAUAUCGUCACAUACAUACAAACAUAUACGAAACAAUACAAAAAGAUGAAAUUCGCCAAAUGGGAAACGAUCAUUUAAUAUUUAAAAUCAAACCGAUAUACUAAUAACUGACAGACAUCUUACAAACACACACACACACACACAACAGUAAAGCAAAAAGUGAAACGAAUAAGUAAUAGAUAAAGACAUAAAACAGAAAAUAAAAUAAAAUCAGACUUACAAAGUUACAUAAAAUUAACCAAGAAAUGCAUAGCUACAGCAAGAGAAAUAAUUAUAAAAGUGAAAACCCCAAAAACCUUAAAAAAGUACUAUUUAUAGAGAUCUCCAGAAUUUGAUUACAAAAAUAGUAAACACUGAAAAAUACGUUUAAAGUAAAAAAUACAACAGACUUAUAUACCAUAUAUACAUUAAGAGUUGCUAAAAACAGAAGAGUUGCAAUUACAUACCAAAACAAAAAUACAAAAACUACAAAACCCAGACAAAAAACAAAAAGAAUAUUAAAAUGAAAAUAAAAGACAGUAAAAUUAUACAUAUACAUACAUACAGUAAGUAAAGAGGCGACAGUCAAAUAAAGGCAGUAAAUGUGAACCCAAAUAAGGCAGCAAAUGCAAGCGAAUAAGGGGCAUGGAAGCGAGCCAUGGAGGAUACGCGCCGGUAGUUGCAGACACAGACGAAGAUUUUCACAGCGAGCGGUAGAGAGCAAGACAGAGAGAGAUAGAGCGCGAGAGAGAGCGAGUAAAUUAAAAUUUUAUUAAAACUAAAAAAUAAAUGAUUCAACAAAUUUAAAUUAAGAAUUACUACUUAUAUACGAUACAUUACGAGAAAGUAAAAAAACAAAGACAAAAUAUUGAAUGAAAUGAAAAAUAAAAAAAAACUUAAAAGUAUAUUUGUUUUACAAAGAAAGAUAUUAAGAAGAAAAAAAGCCAAAUCGAAAAAAUAAAAGCAGAUUUAACUUUAAAAGUAAAGAAAAAGCAAAAUUGAAGAAAUCCCAAUACCAAAAAGUUUACAGAAAAUAGUUAAUAAACAAAAUAUUUGCAUUUCUAUGCUGACAGAAAAAUUGACAUAAACACAAACAAACACACAUACAGACGCAGGCUGCUAUAACCUUUAAUGAAGCUGUACUUCCUCAGAAUUAAAGGCAAAUGAAUAAAACAAACACGCAUACAUACAUAUAUAUAUACAAACAUACAAUACCAUCAAACAGUAAGCAUAUAAUUCAUUUACAGUUAUAAUGCGCUUACAGGCAUUAAUCCAACGGAUGUGUCCGAGCAACGCAAUAAUGCAACCCAGUUACUUCCUUAUACCCUUUUGCUGCUACUCAGCCGAUAAUCUGCUGGAAUAUUGCAGCAAUUAUUUGUACAAAACGUGAUAACAGGAAGAGUUAAGAGGGAGUAGCGAAAGUCUGAAUCUUUUAGUAAAAGAUGCUUGUGUAUUGCAGAAAGGAUGUUACAAAUGCGGAUAGCAUCCAUUCAUAGGUUGCGAUCAUGUUGGAGUUGGCCCUUUGUAGCCGUAAGAUCUGCAUUAUCAAUUUUGCAAUUUUUCAUUUUCGUUUCUAUGCUUUGUGCGAACCAUGAAGAACCGAUUUGUUUUUAUUUGUGAAGAGCAGUCAAUCACUUUUUUUCGGUGUAUAAAUAUUUGGUAAAUUGUAAUUGUUGCAAUUUUCGUCUAGAGCAGAAUGCUAUCUCCUGAUAUAAGUAAACACUGUAGCAAUUAUUGAAGCUCAAAUGUAUAAAACAUAAAAAAAUAACAGACUUUUGCACAUUUAGCUUGAUUGCCUUAUUACAGGUAAACAAAUAAUUUAUUUUAUAGGCACUUUGUUUUUCAAAAAAAAAAUGUAUUUAUUUUUGUAUUGGUAGAUUACAAAUUUUGAAAAUAACAAUCAAAUUAAAUAACCAUGUUUCAAUUUGACUUUUUUUACUAUUAUUAUUUUAUUUAAAUGCCCAAAUCAUUUUACUGCGCCGCCUAAAGACGAUUUGUAGGCAGUAAUGUAAUUUGGUCAGAUUUUAUUAAAAAUGAAAUAUACGUGAACCCAUUAUAAAAUAUAUAUUUGUAAGCCCAAUUAUUAUUAUUAAUUUUUGUUUUUAAUUUAACAGCACAUUGGAAACAUUUGCAUAAUUUGAGUUUUUGAAGCGUAAGGUGCAAUUAAGCCUGUGUACAUACAAACGCAUAUUCCAACGAAAAAUGCAAGCAUUUGAUAUUCAUUUUUUUCUUGUUUCACUUUUUCAUAUUUCUGCAACGGCAUUUAACCAUUUCUCAAAAUUGCUUUUCCCUACACAAAAGCCAAGCGAAAAAUAAAGAGAUUCCAGCAAAGCAUACAGUUGGCAAGUAAACAACAUAAAAAAGAACAAAAAAAAAAACAAAAAACGAAAUAUAUAAAACUACACUUUUAAA